AUGAAUUUACAUCUAAAAAAACGUAUCGUUUGUGCCAUGUCCGGUGGUGUUGAUAGUUCGGUAUCUGCAGCUUUAUUAAAGAAAAAAGGUUAUGAAGUCAUCGGUUGUUUUAUGCGAAAUUGGGAAAAACAUGAAGAUGAUGAUAGUCAAACAAAAUGUACAAAUGAUCAAGAUCUUGAAGAUGCUAUUUAUGUUAGUAAACAAUUAAAUAUUCGUUUACAUAUUGUUGAUUUUAUAAAAGAAUAUUGGACAAAAGUAUUUGAACUAUUUCUUGAUGAUUAUCAACAUGGUUUAACACCAAAUCCCGAUAUACUUUGUAAUAAAUAUAUUAAAUUUGAUUCAUUAUUAAAAUAUUGUCAAGAACGUUUGGAUACAACAUAUUUAGCAACAGGACAUUAUGCACAAAUAAAACAAGAUGAACGAGGAAUUAAAAUAUAA
Messenger RNA from Rotaria sordida, 438 nucleotides. NCBI's taxonomy places the organism in Eukaryota, Metazoa, Rotifera, Eurotatoria, Philodinida, Philodinidae. The record is from the annotation of a GenBank genome assembly.